GAAUCAGCGCGAUGAGUGUGUUUAUUUCUCCAUCCGUCAGUUCAGCUCGGUUCUCAGUAGCGGAACAUCAUGACUCGAGCCGCGUUGAUCGUUCUCACCGUUUUUAUUCUCCUUCUGUCCCGAUGCUGCGACGCAAAACGCAAACUCCUGGUGUUUCUGAUCGAUGGCUUCCGUUAUGAUUACAUGGAUGAUUUACAAAACUUGGCCGGAUUUAGAGAGAUCGUGGAAAACGGUGUGAAAGUGGAUUACCUGACUCCAGAUUUCCCCAGUCUGUCCUAUCCAAACUAUUACUCUCUAAUGACAGGACGCCACUGCGAGGUACACCAGAUGACUGGGAAUUACAUGUGGGAUAAAGACAGCAUGAAGGAGUUCCUGAUUGGAACUAAUCCUGACAGCCGUCUUCCCAUGUGGUGGGACGGAUCAGAACCGCUGUGGGUUACCAUGCAGAAACGAGGCAAGAGAGUCUACAUGUACUACUGGCCAGGCUGUGAAGUGACGAUUCUUGGAGUCAAACCUACAUUCUGUGAGGAAUACGUGUACAAUCCUUCAGAGAAGAACCUGACCGACUCCAUGGAGAACGCUCUUAAUAUGUUAAAAAGCAAUAAAGCAGACAUGGCUGGUAUUUAUUAUGAGAAGAUUGAUGUGGAAGGACAUCACUUUGGGCCGCGCUCUCCGGAAAUACAGCGCGCCAUUCAGUCACUGGACCGGGCUUUCCAGACACUCAAUCAGAAAAUCAAGGAGAAGAAUAUGAGAGAUAAUAUAAACGUGGUUCUGUUCUCUGAUCACGGCAUGACGGAGCUCAAGUGGAUGGAGAAAGUCAUUGAACUGGACAAUUACAUUGAUAUGUCACACAUCAUUAAAAUGAUGGACAGAGGCCCGGUGGUCAGUCUGUGGCCCAAACAGGACAAGUUUGAAGAGAUAUAUCAAAACCUGAGCACAGUGAACAACAUGAAUGUUUAUAAGAAACAAGAGAUCCCAGACCGCUUCCACUACAAGAACGGGAGGUUCGUCUCAACGCUGACGCUUGUUGCACAGCCUGGAUGGUUUAUUACAGAGAAUAAAGCCAAACUGCCCUUCUGGAAAAACGGCACGGAGGAGGCGGAGGGCUGGCAACACGGAUGGCACGGUUAUGAUAAUGAGUUUAUGGACAUGAGGGGAUUCUUUUUGGCACAGGGACCAGACUUCAAGAAGAACUUCCGUGCUGGUCCCAUCCGAACAGUAGAUGUGUAUAAUGUUUUGUGCAAGACGCUGGGGAUCGACCCCUUGCCCAAUAACGGCUCGUGGUCUCGUGUGGAAUGUAUGAUGAGGAGCUCGGCUGGUCCCGUACGAGCCGCUCUGAUCUACAGCUGUCUGCUGCCGCUGCUAAUGCUGCUGCUGACGCGCUAGGAUAUUCCUCCACUGCAUUCACACUCAAGCACUGGAAAGACAAUAUCAGAAGGAGGAUUGCAACAUCGCAAAUAUGAAACAUAUUUUAUGCCUUAGUGUUUGCCAUGGCGUCAGAUACAUGCCAAGAAAAACAUUUUUAUCAGCUUUUUGCUACACAGUUGUACAUAUCAUUUAAUGCUGAUGAAGUGGAAGAAGGUAUGUUGGUGUUGGAUGAACCAAUUUGCACAUUUUCACUUAAAGAUUUAUAUUUUAGUAAGAUAUGAUCUUUAUUAUAUAAUUACCACCAUAUUCACUUGUUUUCUGUUGUUUUGUGAAUUGUCUCUGUAUCUACUCAGUCUUGAUAACACACAGGGCAGAUUGUUUUUCUGAUUACUGUAAAGUUACUUGACUAGUUGGCUAGUAUCGCAUUUCUGUCAAGGUAUGUAUUGUUUUGAACGUAAGGCAUUAUUUUAUUAUAUUGUUAUCAUUUACAUUUCUACUGUAGAUUAUAUAACUAUAGAUCCUCCAUCUCUUUAGUACAGGGUUUGUACUAAUUUCUUUCUCAAUAAAAGAAAUGUAUCUCCUCAAUAAAAGAAAGAUUAUUUCUUCUAGA
Labeo rohita (rohu) is the source of this 1978-nucleotide messenger RNA. RefSeq names its product ectonucleotide pyrophosphatase/phosphodiesterase 6 (gene enpp6). The coding region runs from base 70 to 1386 and encodes 438 amino acids. The transcript is spliced from 8 exons. The record is from RefSeq and is a predicted model, not a curated record. NCBI's taxonomy places the organism in Eukaryota, Metazoa, Chordata, Actinopteri, Cypriniformes, Cyprinidae.